AUGGCUCGCCGUCUUGGGAACCCGUUCGCCUUCACCCCGAACCCCGUGACUUUCUUCGUCUCUGCCAUCUAUCUGGCCGUCGUCGCCUCGCUGCUCGUCGUCCACCAUGUCGUCCCGCCUGCCCCGAAGAACGACGUCCCCGUCAAGGGCAUCAACCUGACCGAGUCGUGGCGAGAUUUGCAGUAUCUGGCGGGCGGUUUUCACCCCUACAACUCGCGUAGGAACGACGACGUCCGCAAUUGGCUCCUGGUCCGCAUCGAGCAAAUCCUGGAACGGAAUGGCGUCAAAUACUCCACCAAGGGCUUCCACGCCACCAAGGGCUCCCCCGUCGUCGUCUACAACGACAUGGUCUCCAAUGUCACCUUUUCCAGCUCCAACACCAGCAUCUACUUCGAGGGCACCAAUGUCAUGGUCUACAUCCGCGGGUCCGAUGAUGUUCCCGACGACGUCGAGAACUCCGGUGUUGGCGGCGUGCUUGUGAAUGCUCAUUACGACAGCGUUUCCACCGGCUUUGGUGCAACCGAUGAUGGCGUUGGCGUCGUCACCGUCCUACAGCUGAUCUCCUACUUCACCACCCAGGGCAACCAGCCCAGAAAAGGAAUCGUGGCCCUUCUCAACAACGGCGAAGAGGAUUGGUUGAACGGUGCCAAAGCUUUCACCCAGCACCCGCUGUCUUUCUUCCCCCACACUUUUCUGAACCUUGAAGGUGCCGGUGCCGGCGGCCGCGCCACUCUUUUCCGUAGCACCGACACCGAGGUCACUCGUUUCUACAAGAAAGCCAAGAAUCCCUUCGGAAGCGUCAUCUCCGCCGACGGCUUCAAGAGGGGCCUGAUUCGCAGCGGCACUGAUUACUCCAUCUUCACUGCCGACAUGAAUCUGCGCGGCCUCGAUGUUGCCUUCAUGGAACCCAGAGCUCAGUACCACACUGUCGAGGAUGCUGCUCGGGACACGUCCCUUGAUUCCGUAUGGCACAUGCUCUCCGGCGCGCUUGAGACCAUGAAAAGUCUCACCUCUUACACUGGAACCGAAUUCGAAGGCGGGCCAGACGGCACUGGACGAGGAUCAAACGGCGUCUGGUUCGAUCUCUUUGGCGAGGUUUUGGCCAUCUUCGAACUCCACACGCUCUUCGCCUUCUCUGUAACAUUACUUGUCGUCACGCCGUUGGUCUUCAUUGGGCUUACCGCAAUCUUGGUCAGCAUGGAUAAGUGGUACCUCUUUGCAAGAAAAAAGUAUCUCCAUUCGUCAGAUGAUGACGACGCAUACCCACUGUACGGAUGGCGGGGCUUCUUCCGCUUUCCUGUUGCAUUCGUCGUGGCUACAGCUGCCGUUGUCGGCCUGGCGUACCUAGUUACGAAAGUUAAUCCUAAUAUCGUGUACAGCAGUCAAUAUUCUGUCUGGAGUAUGAUGCUCUCUGCAUUCCUCUGUAUUACCUGGUUCAUCCUUCGUGGUGGAGCUGCCAUGCGGCCCUCGGCACUGACCCGGAUCUACGGACUACUUUGGAUCUACGCUGGUUCUUUCAUCCUCUUGAUUCUUGCAACUGUCGCCGAGAAUAAUUUCAACUUGGCGGGCAUUUACUUCAUUGUAAUUUAUUUUGCCUCGGCCUUCUUCGCACUCCUAAUUUCCUACCUGGAGCUCUUCUCGCUGCCGAAGAAAAAGGCCUAUGUCCAACAUAUUUCAGAAAUCUCCGACAGCCCCGGCAGCCGCACUCCAGGAAGCAUCAGGACUUCUCUUACGCCUACCUCUAGCCGGCCACUCACAGCUGCUACCGCAGUAGCAGAUCCUGCAGCGCACCAUAAGGCCAGGGAAGAUCGCCGGAACAGUAACGAAGAUGAUGACGCAACGGAAACGACUUCUCUUUUGCGGAGUGAGCAACAUCCCCGAACUUUCAGCCGCGGAUACGGCAGUAGACAUGGCAGCAGACGUGCCUCUCUUGAUGCACGCUCCGUCCUCUCCAUUUCGACCAACAGACGACGUCCUCUUCAUCCCGAGCCUAGUUUUCCUGGAGAGCAAGCGUGGAGUGGCAAGCUGCCCCGCUGGACUUGGCUGCUGCAGUUGCUUCUGCUGGCGCCAAUCAAUAUCAUCCUUGUUGGACAGGUUGCCCUACUCAUUACUAGUGCUCUUCACCAAACCCUUGCAGAUGGUUCUUCCGCUCUGACAGUGUACCUCCUCAUCGCUGUCUUUGCUGUCCUCCUCCUUAUUCCCGUCCUUCCGUUCCUCCACCGCUUUUCGGUCCGCAUCCCCACCUUCCUGUUCCUCGUUUUCGUGGGAACCCUUAUCUACAACCUCGUCGCUUUCCCCUUCAGUCCGGCGAACAAGCUCAAGGUCUACUUCAUCCAACGCGUCGACCUCGACACAGGGAUCAACGAAGCCUCUCUCACCGGCCUCGACGGCUUUGUCCAGCCCAUCAUCGCGCAAUUGCCCUCAGCUGCCGGUCAGCACAUCAAAUGCGGCCCGCCCGACACAGCCAGCCGUGCUGGUCUCAUUAAGUGCUCUUGGAGUGGUCUCACUCCGCUCGUGGUCCCGCGCGACGGUCAUUCCAAACACCCCGUGCCACCAGGCGAAGAUCUGAAAUACCUCUCCAGCUGGGUCACGUUCAACGCCAGCCGCACAACGCUCGAUGAAGGGGACGAAGCGAUGAUUGACUCGACCGUCGCGCCCAACACAGCGACUAUUGACGUCGUCGGCCGAAACACGCGCGCCUGCCGCCUCUUCUUUGACCCGCCCGUCACCGACCUGCGGGUGCGCAAUGCUGGUGAAAACCAGAACAACCGCUACCCACGCACCGGCCCCACCGGCGCUAACGAGCUCCGGUUAUGGAGUCGCGAAUGGGAGCAGCCCUUCACUGUCGAUAUUGGCUGGGAUGCCAACGACCAGAAUGGCAGCCACUGCGGGCGCAGGCGGUGUCGCAACCACCACAGCGACGACGAUGAGAACGGGGACCGAUUUAGGGGUUUGGAUGGCAAGGCACAGUGCAUCUGGAGCGAUGCUAAUGAGCCAGGUGUGAUACCUGCACUUGAUGAGAUCAGGGCAAACAUACCGAGGUGGGCGAUCGUGAGUAAGUUGGCCGAUGGCUUGGUGGAGGGGACAAAGAGCUUUGCGAUCUAA
Molecule: messenger RNA, 3105 nt
Organism: Lasiodiplodia theobromae
Lineage: Eukaryota; Fungi; Ascomycota; Dothideomycetes; Botryosphaeriales; Botryosphaeriaceae
Product: Peptidase M28
Exons: 2
Coding region: 1-3105 (1034 amino acids)
Biological process (GO): proteolysis
Molecular function (GO): metalloexopeptidase activity
Source: RefSeq, a predicted model, not a curated record